This is a messenger RNA of Ipomoea triloba (trilobed morning glory), 849 nucleotides long. RefSeq lists its product as uncharacterized. Gene Ontology annotation, molecular function: DNA binding. Lineage: Eukaryota; Viridiplantae; Streptophyta; Magnoliopsida; Solanales; Convolvulaceae. Bases 16 to 849 code for a protein of 277 amino acids. The transcript is spliced from 5 exons. The record is from RefSeq and is a predicted model, not a curated record.
AAUCAUUGAGUAGUCAUGGGUGGUCGGAGCAGUAACAGAACUACUGGCGCAGUAUUGAAGAUGUUCAUCAUCAGCUGGACAGUUGAACUUCACUUCAGAUUGUUGGUGGCCAUUAUGUUUCUAGGCGAUAACGAAGAAGUUGUCGUGCCAAGUAAAGUUUUGGAGGUGAUGAUGAAUGAUGAAAGGAGCAGGGAUAUUUUGAAGGCCAUGAAUGUGCAGAAAUUAACCAGGGAACACGUCGCCAGCCAUUUGCAGAAGCUUCGUCGAUUCUUAUAUAGCGAAAGCAGUAGGGUGAAUAAAUUUGCGAGAUGGCAUCGUGUGGAUGACCGUAUUUGGCAGGGGCAUGAGGAAAUCAAACGCCGCCAACUAGUCAAACCGCCGCCCAAUAGUAGCCCCCGCCUUCGCCGCCGCCUUGAUGUUGUCCCUUUGUCGACCACCGAGCAAGAUGAAUCAAUGGUUUGCUCUACCUCUAGCUCUAUCACCAUCACCAACACCAACAACACUAAUAAUAAUAAUAAUAAUAAUAAUAAUGUUUCGACGAUACCGAGUUUCGGAGACAACAACGUUGUUGCCGCCGCAGGAAACUACGACACCCAAACUAUGGCGGCUUCUUUUGGCCACAAUAUGAUUUCUGUAGCAGCAACGCCUCCAAUCUAUAACAAUAUUGGACUUGGACAACAUCUCACUCCUGAUUUUAUAUAUAAUAAUAUUAAUCAGGAACAGGGAUUUGGAGAAAUAUGUCAGCUGCAAGGAAUUAAUUACGAUAUUUCUGGGCUAGAUUUAUCUAGUUUGGAUGGCUUAAACAAAGGAUUUCAAGACUGGAAAGAAAAAGAUUGGUUGUGGCCUUAA